CCAGCACCGGAAGCGGCCCCGCCCCGGGCCCAUCGCGCAGGCGCGGCCGUGUCGUCACUUCCGGCGGCCGGAGCCGUUCCGGGGCGGCGGGGCCGGGACACGGCGCUGCUGCUGCGGGAGCUCCGAUUCCUGCUGCAUUAUGUCAGGAGACAGCGACUGCACCAGGACAAGUCCAUCAGCAGGGUCUCCAUCAGACAACGAGCUCUUGCCGGAUCGGCCAAAGUAUGUUUGUUCACUGUCUCCUGAUCUCGUUACCAAAGCCCGGGAAGAGCUCCAAGAGAAACCCGAGUGGAGGCUCCGUGACGUGCAGGCGCUCCGGGAUAUGGUGUGCAAGGACUACCCCUCCCUGGGGACGUGCCUGGACGAUGCUUUUCUGCUGAGAUUCCUCAGAGCCAGGAAGUUCGAUUACGAUCGAGCGCUUCAGCUCCUGGUGAACUACCACACCUGCAGGAGGACCUGGCCCGAGGUGUUCAGUAACCUGAAGCCAUCUGCAAUAAAGCCUGUCCUGGAGUCAGGCUUUGUCACUGUGCUGCCUCAUCGGGACCCGGAGGGACGUCACGUCGUCUGCAUCCGCCCAGACAGAUGGACACCCAGUAAUUAUCCGAUUACUGAGAACAUUCGUGCCAUAUACUUAACCUUAGAAAAACUCAUUCAGUCCGAAGAGACCCAGGUGAAUGGAAUUGUAAUCCUGGCAGACUACAAAGGAGUCAGCUUAUCUAAGGCGUCUCAUUUUGGUCCUUUUGUAGCCAAAAAAGUGAUUGGAAUUCUUCAGGAUGGAUUCCCCAUUCGAAUAAAGGCUGUUAACAUAAUAAAUGAGCCUCGUAUAUUCAAAGGCAUUUUUGCAAUCAUCAAGCCUUUUCUGAAGGAAAAGAUAGCAAACCGGUUUUUCCUUCAUGGCUGCGACCUGAAUUCCCUUCAUCAAAACAUUCCCCCGGUGAUCCUUCCCGAAGAGUACGGUGGCACCGCGGGCAAGCUGGACAUCUCUGCGUGGAACGAGCUGCUGCUGGCCUCUGAAGAGGACUUCCUGCACGACUUCUCCCAGCUGGUGGUGCCCUGUGACAGCUCCCCCCACGACAUGCUCGUGAGUGGGGAUGCCGAUGAAAAGCAGUGUGAUGAUUCUCUGCGGGGCAUGAAACCUCAGCUCUAUUACUGCUACUGAGAAACCAGGGCAGGGGGGUUUGCCAGCAGUUCAGGUCUGCUCUCAUAGGUGAUGUUGUGAACUCUGCCUUACUCCUAAACCUGCAGUUUAGGGACAGACUGCUGAGGCACUUUACACUGUAGAACCAAAGGAAGCUGGAGAGGGCACAAUGGGGGCAGGGCAGAGUUCGGGGAGAAUAAAAGCAAAGAGCACAAGUUAUGUAGAAGACUUGAGGCUCAUCAACCUCCAGGUGAAUGAUGCAAAUGGCCUGUUCUUUCUAAUGAUAAA
Pseudopipra pipra is the source of this 1426-nucleotide messenger RNA. RefSeq names its product alpha tocopherol transfer protein like (gene TTPAL). NCBI's taxonomy places the organism in Eukaryota, Metazoa, Chordata, Aves, Passeriformes, Pipridae. The record is from RefSeq and is a predicted model, not a curated record. Gene Ontology annotation, molecular function: phosphatidylinositol bisphosphate binding. The transcript is spliced from 5 exons. The coding region runs from base 140 to 1159 and encodes 339 amino acids. Gene Ontology annotation, cellular component: membrane.